UCGCAAGGUCGUACGUGGUGGGGUCGUCUGCCACAAAUAAUAUCUCUCAGAUGGAUUAAAACCGUGGAAUAUGUCGUACAUAAGUUUUAUUGUACCUUCGGUCCUUCUUUUUAUUGUUUAUUUCACUUCCGGCCAGAAAUCCGAUCCUCCGUUUAUUGCUCCCAACGACUAUUAUUCUUUAUCUUUAUCCAAUAGAGAAUUGAUUGAAAGGGCCGGAUACAAUUACGAAUUUCACGAGGCUGUAACCGACGAUGGAUAUUUGGUCGGCUUGCAUAGAAUUAUGAGACGAGACCGGCCUUCCAAGGGACAUCCCGUACUAUUGGUCAAUGGAUUCUGCAUCAGGUCUCGUUCCUGGAUUCUUAGAGGGAAAGGGAUAGACUUUCCAUUUAUACUAGCGGAUCAUGGCUAUGAUGUAUGGCUUGGUGAUCAAAGGGGCAAUCCGUACUCGAGGAAACAUUUGAAAUAUUCAUUCACUGAUAGCGAAUACUGGAAUUUCAGUUUUCAUGAAAUUGGAUCGUACGAUUUGCCCGCUAUGAUAAACCAAGUGUUGAAUGUGUCUUCCAAAGAAAAAUUAUCCUAUGUCGGUCAAUCCCUCGGAAGUUCAUUUUACUUCGCCAUGAUGUCCGAACGAGAAGAAUUCAACCGAAAAGUAGCAUCGAGCGUCCAUUUCGCACCGUUGGUGAUCCCUCCUAACGCGAGCGAGCUCACCAUUUUGCACCGUGUCUUGCUUCAAAUAUUGUCAUAUUUACUGAAAUGGCUGAGGAGUGAAAAUGUCAUAGAAUCCCAUAAUAAAUAUUUCAUGCGAAUUGUAGCUUUGGCGUUAAUGAAAGUUUGUGACAGAUCGCCUCUUCAGACGCUUUGCGUUAUUUCAUUGCCGUGGAUAGUCGGAGGUUCAAUGGACCACUUUGAUCAGGAGCACUUAGGUUUUCAGAUGGGAGCUUCCAUUGGUCUCACUUCAUUUAAAACAGGCGAUCAUAUGAUUCAGAUGUAUUUUUCAGGAAAAUUCCGCAAAUAUGAUUACGGGAUGGAAGAAAAUCUAAAAUUGUAUGGCUGUGCUGAACCCGCAGCAUACAACAUUUCAAAGGUCUCGUCACCGACUGCAUUAUUCAUUGCAGAACAAGACGCCUUAGUUCCUUAUCAUGUUUCCAGAAAGACUGUAGAUGCGCUGGGAAGGUACGCUUAUCCUUUCCUGAUGAAAGGAUUCAACCAUUUUGAAAUGGCGCUGGGCCGAAGGGCUGUAAAAACCGGCUACAUUAAAGCUUUAAAUUUCAUAAAUAAAGUAUUUAUAUUUUAAUUUUCCAACACAAACAAGUCAAAGUACAAUCUAAUGUAUGUAUAUUGAUUUAAAUGCUAGAAUGUACAGUGUUGUUAUGUACUAAAAAAAAUUGAUCCGCAAGUAAAGUCUAAUUUUAAAAAGA
Cimex lectularius (bed bug) is the source of this 1418-nucleotide messenger RNA. RefSeq names its product lipase 1-like. The transcript has 8 exons. Gene Ontology annotation, molecular function: hydrolase activity, acting on ester bonds. The coding region runs from base 71 to 1294 and encodes 407 amino acids. Lineage: Eukaryota; Metazoa; Arthropoda; Insecta; Hemiptera; Cimicidae. The record is from RefSeq and is a predicted model, not a curated record.